AUGCCUACCAGCAAGCGUCUGGCCGGCCCAGGCUUUAUCAUUCUAAAUGUCUUGCGGGCGAUGAACAUUAUUGGCUUGCUUGCCGUCUGCGUAGCUAGUUUCAUUAUGGUUAUAAAGACGUUCACAGCUUCCAAGUUCUUUUUCUUCGAUGGCGCAACCCACAUUAUCACAGCUCUGUCGAGCAUGUUCCUUGUUGUUUCUGAGUGUUCGCUCUUUAAGCGUUGGUACGAACGCAACUGGCCGGUCCUGAGCAAUUCCCAUGGCUUCAACUUCCUUGGUCUGGCCAUGAUUAUCCUGGGUAACAAUAUCCUGGGAAACCUUAACAAGGAGGCCACGAGCCAGAAGUCUCUUGGUCUGCCAUUCUGGCGAAUCGUGAUCGGUUCUGGCGUAAUUGUCUUUUCCCUUGGCUUCAUCAACAUCAUUGCCUCGCUUGUUUUCCGCGACCGCAAGCUCAAAGUCACUGCGCGUCAGAUCCGCUCGAAAGGUGCCGUCGCACUAUCCGACGCUGAAGCCCGAAUCGAAGCUGGCAAGCCAGGAAGCAUAAUGACUUCUUUUCCCAGUAGCUCGUAUGCUCCAUCAAGCAAUUACUCUCAAGCGUCGCCAAUAAAAGUCAAAUCGCCUGUUCGCCGCUUUAUGCAUAACGCACGUCAAUCAAUUCUGCCUUCCUAUCGUUCUGAAGUUCCACCGUAUCCUCGAUCGCCCCCAGGUGCUUACCCGGCGAGCCCAGUCAAAAGCCCGUCGCCUGCAGUGAAAGCUGUAAGCAAGAAUGACGCCACUGGGACCUCACCCAAAAGCCCACGACCACCCAUGGAAAUCAGUGCACCCCUGAACGUGAACCCUCAGUUCGCACAUCUGGUGCGGCCAAACAUGGCGCAUCAUCCUUCACAAAGAAGACCUGAUGGAUCUUUUUGAAACACGAGAUUCAAACACGACGGCGUUCGGAGUUCUUUGGUGGAUGCUACAUAUAUGAUACCAUCGUUGACAAACGUCUCUUUGUUAGCAAGCGUUGCUUUUUUGAAUUCCUGGAAAGGACUUCUUUCACACCUGUCUUCGUUCUUAAUGGCUACGAUUACAUGUCCAUGCGGCCGAAAGACGAUUCCAGAACUGCGUCGCCGGUUCACAUACUCUCGUUGGAAAGAGGGAUCAGGAAGAAACGCCGGGAAACAUUCUCCUCACUAGCUACAGUUCGUCUGUUAAGAUAAUCAUACCGCUGUUAAUACCUG
Molecule: messenger RNA, 1223 nt
Organism: Verruconis gallopava
Lineage: Eukaryota; Fungi; Ascomycota; Dothideomycetes; Venturiales; Sympoventuriaceae
Exons: 3
Coding region: 1-912 (303 amino acids)
Source: RefSeq, a predicted model, not a curated record